AUGAUGUCUCGUGGUAUUACAACGAAAGUUUUUCUUCUAAUAUUUUGCGUCUCUCCGGUCAUUUCCACUGACUGCUCAGCUCUCGAUGGUUUCGACGCUUCGAAGUUCUUCAACAGCUUUAAGGAGGGCUAUAUCAAGUUCACAUCACAAGAUAUCGGUCUAACGUGUACAGCGUUUUCGCAAAUUGAGAUGCAAAACGACUUGAAAGUAGCCACGUACAACGUAACUUUCAGAAAAGUUGGCAGAAAGCAAGCAGAAACAAAGAACCAAACCAUUGAAGUGCAGUCUCAACCGGACCAAGUAUUGGUGUUCGAAGGAAACAAUACUGACGCCACAUAUAACAUGACGCUCAUAUACAGCGUACCCGGAAAGUGCGGCAUAUUUCGGGGAAAUGAGAAUACCUCUUAUUGCUCCGUUUACGUAAACAGAGAUGCGAGUGACGCUGACAUCGACAAUUGUGUCGAUUUUCUUCCACGACUCUGCGGAAAUCGCCUCUACAACGGCAGCGAUUUUGACAAGUGCUUAGGUUUGAAGCCUGCUGAGGACCCUGGAUUCAACUCUCCUGCAGAAGACACUUCUCCUAGCACAGCAUGCGUUAUUCUGAUAACCAUGCUGGUCCCUCUCGUACAAAAAUGUCUCCGUUGA
Molecule: messenger RNA, 645 nt
Organism: Ixodes scapularis (black-legged tick)
Lineage: Eukaryota; Metazoa; Arthropoda; Arachnida; Ixodida; Ixodidae
Exons: 6
Coding region: 1-645 (214 amino acids)
Biological process (GO): symbiont-mediated perturbation of host defenses
Molecular function (GO): amine binding
Source: RefSeq, a predicted model, not a curated record